UUUCAGGCCGAAAAAAGUGUUCGAGAGUGAGAAUAUUGAAUAUUGGAGGAACGCCAAUGGAAUGAUUCUUGGAACGACUAGAAUUUGACAUUCCAAAUUCAGUAACUUGGACCAGCACUAAAUCGUUUUCAUUUGAAGACAGUGAACCAUACAGAUUGUUUUUGUUGGACAGCAAAAUCAUUUGUAUUGUUUGUUGGGAUCAUACGUAAACAUAAGCUAUCAUUUUAUGUCCGUUUUAUAGCCUUUCAUACGGCAAAUAGAGGUCCAAUGCUGGUUUUUGUCAUUUGAGUGUUGAAAAUGUAAUACGAAACGACCAAAACAGAUGCGCUGUUGCCAAGAGUGUAUAACCAAGCGACAAGGACGAAGUAAACUCGAAUAUAAAAGCUAGAAUUUGGUAUAUUGUUGACAGGAGAUUCAAAGCAUUUCGUUUAUGUGAAAUUACUGUUUCAUCGAAGUGAUAAUAUUCACAAGGCGGCAAAGUUACAGAGCGUUACUAGUUGUUGUCGGAAGUGUGUCAAAUAAGCAACGGCGUAGAACUUAAGUAUCAAUAGUAGAAUUUGUUAUAAUUUUACUUGGCAGAAGACUUAAAGAGUCUAGUCUAUAUGAAAGUACUGUGUACUCGCUUGUGUUCUUUACAUCGUAAUUAAGUUUAUCAACAAAGUCAACAAAGAAUCGGCAUACGGAAUUGGUAAAUGAUAUACAAAUAAACAGAAUGACUUCGACAUUAAGUGGUCAAAAGAGAAGCAAAGUACCCAUUCCAAUACCAAAUACCAAUGCUUCGACUGUACGAGAAGACAUUUCGAGCGCCCAAGCGAAGAAGCCGCCUUAUGAAACCAGGAAAUCAGCCGAGGAAUUGAAGCUUCGUCUCGCAUCGGCAGUAAGCGCAAAAAUUGCCCUCGGCAGAGAUGGAAGAAACCCGAGUAGCAAUAGUAGCAAUAGAGGUAUUGGGUUUCUCUUGCAACGAAAGGAACAACAAGAAAAUAGACUAAACACUAAAGAUAUUUCGUUUCAAAAGCCGGCACGUAAUCACGGCGGAAAACCUGUUGAAAUGAUGGCAAAGAAUACGACGAAAAGUGUGAAUAAAGCCGAGCUUCAGAAGUCGUUGUUAAGCGCUUUAAUGAAUAGCAGAGGAACGUCUGCAGCGAGUUCAGGUCAAAAUAGAAGCAAAGAUACUCGUGGCAAAUUGAAUUCAGAUACCAAAGGUAAAACCAGCACCAAUGAAUAUAAUAAAACGCCAAUAUCGGCGCCGAAAGCUACGAGCAAUGUAGCAAAUAAGUCGAGUAAUGGAGGGAUUUCAGGACAAAAUAGAGACAGUCGUUUUGCAAAUGGGAGUUUAAAAUUGAAUCCAUCCGCCCCGAAUAAAGGUAAAAUGACUGCAAGUGAAUUCAACAGUAAGCCAUUGUCAACGGUUAACCCAAGGAGUGGAGAUUUACCAAGUAAAUCCCCAUUAGAAUCUUCAAAUGGGACAAGGGGUGGGAUUUUAGAUCGAGCUAAAAAUAUUGAACGCUUGCUUGGUCAAAGAAAACGAGAAAAUAUACCAGUUGAAUCGACCAAUGCGACGAAAGACGAUGCAGUAAAUGGAAAAGAGAAAACUACACAGGCAAAUAAAGGAAUUACUAAUGUAAAUGGUAAAAGUAUUGGCGAUACUAAACUCGAUAAAAAUACCGGCACAGCAGCAAAAUCGGUUGAAACUGAUGGGAAAAAAGGAACCCCAAUUUUAAACGGAAGAAAUAAUCGGGACAUUAACACAACUAAACUACUUGCUUCUCUUAACAAAGAAGGUGACUCGUUUUUAAAUGGUAGAACUAACGGGGUUUUUAAGUUGAAUAAAACGCCUAAAACAACUCAACCUGUCGGGUAUACUGGAAAAGAAAAGAUAGAGUCUAGUAAUGGCGAAAACAGUGGAAAAUUUGGUGUGAAUGAAUCAGUUGAAACGAGGAAACCUUUUGAAAGCUUUGGUAAAAAGAUUCCACCGCCUGUUGCAAAAAAACCGUCUAAGGAAGAUAUGCAUAGAUUGAAACAAACCUCUUCGUCUGUGGAUUCAGACAGACAAAAUUCUGUGACUUUGGCAAACGGUAAUGUCAGUUCAAAUGGUAAAAUAUCAAGUCAAAAUGACACGCGAAGCACAAGUAAAAUUAAUUCUCCACAGACUCAGGGAAAGACUGGUGCUUUAAAAGUAAAUAGCUUACGUUCUAAAAACGAAACUGCUUUGCUUUUAAAUGGGACAAAUUCUGGAAAAGACGUUGCGUUUCGGGAGGACUUGUUGGAAAAAUUAGAAGCUGAUAUUGGGAGUUGUAAGAUCGCUGCGUUUCAAUCGCUGGAGGAUUUCUCUGCGUUACGAAUGAAGGUGUAUCGUAUUCGAGGCGAACUGGAUCAAUUGAAACGCGAGAGGGAGAAACGAACGCCUUUGGUUUGUUAAUGGACAACUAUAGAACGUAAAAUGUUAAGUUUUUCUGGUCGAACAAGCUUAGGGGCUGUUUUUAUGCUUCCGCUUACCCGGGAUUCAAUGAAGUGUGACGUAUUUUGAGCAAUUGAAAUACGUGUUUCAGCCCUAAACAAAAGUUAGAUAACUUUUAAUAUUGUUUAAACGAAAUUAGGAACGCGCUAGAAGUUAUGUAGUGGAACACGGUAUUCUAUUAAGGCCAUAUAAAAUAAAUUCCUUGAUUCUCAUCACCGCCCGACGAUAUUUUGGUUUCCGCGUUGAUAUAUUUUUGUAUUUUGUUAUAAAAUAUAAAUUUACCGCCCGACCGAGCAUCUUCAGAGAUUUAGUUAUUUUUAUAUUUUAUAUUGGAAUUUUUGCGAUAUAAAAUUGUUUUGCCGUUAAUAUUGCAACAUGUUAAGGGAUGCUUGGAAUACUGAAGGGAAAAAUGGGCUUAUAGCCUUAUUACAACGAUUUGUGUGGCCCUUAUGCAUGUUCAUUAGCGCAUGUGCAAUUAUCCACUUAUAUAGCGUUCUUCUAUAAUAUAUUUAAGGGCAAAUAUAAAAAGACCUCCCUCUCCAAUUUUUUAAAUUUUAAACUUUGUUUUUAUAUUUUGACAUAAAAUAUAAAAUAUAAACCUCCCGUCUCCUGGGAGUUUUUAAAAUUUAGCGAUGAGAAUCAAGGAAUUUAUUUUAUAUGGCCUAACCGUGAGUGGGAGAGAAGACGAUUUGUCGAUUAAUAAUAACAUUCAACAUUUGUUUUUUUUUGUCUAAAACAUGGAAUUUCAUACAAUCUGUAACAAGCAAUUUUGUUAGAUCAUGAGGUGCGACUUCAAUUGCUCAAAAUACGUCACACUUCAUUGAAUCCCGGGUAGCGGGACCAUAUAAACAGCCCCUUAGGGGCUGAUUACAUGGAGAGUUUUCAGCCCGGGCUGAGUUUCAGCCCGGUUAAACGAGCUGAAAUUGCAUCACGAUUACAUGAGCAGUUUCAACCCGGGCUGAAUUAAGUCAGAGCUAUAUUUAUCUUCAACCCGGGCCCGGGUUGAAAUAAUCUGAGUGUCACGAAAUAGGACAAUAAGCGUGUUACGCUUCUUUGAAGCAUUCAGACGCUGAUUAGUCCACCAUUUGACUUGUGUGAGACUGUGGUUAUAUGUAAAGUAUUUAAAAAUUAAACAAACACGCAAAAUAAAGCGAUUUAAACGGUUGUUUUUUUAGCCCGGGCCGAAAUUAUUUGCGAUUACAUGCAUGCUGGGCUGAGUUUCAGUCCGGGCUGAAAUUUCAGCCCGGGCAGCUCAAACCGGGCUGAAAUUUCAGCCCGGGCUGAAACUCAGCCCGGGCUGGAAUUUUGGUCAUGUAAUCGCUUGCUGUGUUUUAAUAUGAUUUUAUGCUUAGGCCGGGCUGAAAUUUCAGCCCGGGAAACCGGGAUGAAACUCAGCCCGGGCUGAAAACUCUCCAUGUAAUCAGCCCCUUAGAAUGAGAGUUUAUGAGACAGUUGGCAAGCGAGAGUUUGCAUGAGAGUUUUGACUUUUGUCGAUCAAACGAGAACAACAGAUUACAUGACAGUUGAUAAUAGAAUAGGUGUCUGGAUAUUACUCAACGCACACAACAAUAAUUAUCAUCCAAGGAUAAUACUAAUAGAACUACUAAUUUAAACAGCUUGAUUUUGUCCGUUGAAAGCCUGAAACCCAAUUCAAAGAAUAGAUAGUUGGUCUGACAAUACCGAACGGGCGCGGACCUAUGUUUGUCUUAUAAACUUUUAUUCUUCUUUCUGGAAAAGUUGAAAGGUGGCAAAUGCCUAUUAAACCAUAUAUAAACAUGUGUAGUUUCAGAGAGCUUAAACACUCCACUUUUUUGUCAUCACCGUAGGAAUCUUAGCUUGAAAUCAAUGUAAACGGUAUAGAAAUAUUGAUAUUUUGACCAUUUUACUUUUGGUAUACAGAAUUUCACUGUUAAUAAAUAAGUUAAAGUAUGG
Paramuricea clavata is the source of this 4390-nucleotide messenger RNA. The record is from the annotation of a GenBank genome assembly. NCBI's taxonomy places the organism in Eukaryota, Metazoa, Cnidaria, Anthozoa, Malacalcyonacea, Plexauridae.